Molecule: messenger RNA, 1847 nt
Organism: Perca flavescens (yellow perch)
Lineage: Eukaryota; Metazoa; Chordata; Actinopteri; Perciformes; Percidae
Exons: 7
Coding region: 369-1847 (492 amino acids)
Source: RefSeq, a predicted model, not a curated record
UAAUUUCAUAUUUAAGAUAGAAAAUUGUCCAACUGUGUUGUGAAAAGUAGAGUCGGGUAGCAUCCGCCGCUAGCAUCCGGGACAGCUAGUGGGGCUAGCAACUAGCUAGCUAUCCUACUCUGCUGCAUGGGGCUUCACCAGUAGUUUGCGGGCGGGACUCUGUUGGAUUAAUACCGUAACGUUAGUUUACAGUUGUGUAUCCAUGCAGUGUAUUGGUGUUGGCUUAGUGUUAGUUAUUUAUUAGCAUUAGCCCAUUAUCCCAAAAAGCUGGGUCGCGGUUCUCUUCAGACUUCCCUUGGGCGCGCGCAUUUAUACACGAGUAUUGGUUCACAUGCCUGUCGGCGCGCUCACUUCAUGCGGUCACGGCCAUGAGUGAUGUGGAAGGAUACAACUCAUUUGGACUACCAAAGACCACCAUGGCUGGUUCAACACCUGCAAGACUGAAGAUGAUUUUAGGGGAGAACAACAUUGAAAAACUGACUCUUCCAAAUGGCAUCCCAGAGUCACUAGAUGACCUUCUCAGCACGAUAAAGACUACCUUUGGGUUAAAGGGUAACCUCAGACUGCAAUACAUGGACCGAGAUUUUGGCAACGACUUCUUCAAUCUGAGUUCUACCACUGAACUUCAGGAUUUGGGGACAAUCAAGGUGAUCCACCAGCAAACAAAUCCACCUUUGAUCAGUGACACUCACUCCCGAAUGCUGUCUGAUAUCCUGAAAAGAGUAGCAGAAGAAAUUUACCGUUACAAGGCCUACCCAGAGGAAGCACAUUUCUGCGCAGCUGCAGAGGCCCUAAUCAAAAAGCACCCGUGUUUAAAAGAACCUGGAUCAUUCAAUGGCAGCUACGGUUGGAAACAGCGACUGAAGUACAAAAUGGGAAACUACAGGACUCAGCUCAAAUUACAGGGGUGUCCAGAGCUGUGUGUAAACUCCCUGAAAUCUAAAGCUACUGCAGAUGCUUUGCCUGCUAAAAAAGUGAAGAAGCCAAAACGGUUCGAAGCCAACUUUUAUCCAUCCUUUCCUAUUGGUGAGACUUUGGACAGCCUGGAAAAAGUGAGACUAGAACUUCUGACAGAGAUCGGGAUAAGGAACAACGAAAGGGUCAUCGCAGACAAAAUGGCUAACACGUUUGCCUACAGACGACAUGAGGUGGUAAACCAAGAACCAAGCAUUCAGGAUUUCAAGGACAGAUGGCCUGCACUCUUCACACAGAAGGAGGUUAAUACAGAAUUCCAGAGGCUCAUGGCUGUUCCUCUUGAAGACAAGUUCAUGGCCCAGUUAGACAUGCACUCAAGUCAGCUGAUCAAAGUCAUCCGUGCCAAAGGAGGAGCAACACGCCAAAAGACUGCGAACAUCAUGGACACAUUGGACCAGACUGUGGACAUUAAUCUUCGGAGGGAAUGUGUGCUGAAAGCCCUCGCUGUCUUCCUGGGAGAAGAUGCACAUGACCUGAUCAAGGAAUAUCUUGACUCUGGAGCAGAUGAUGCUCAGAGAGACCUGGAGCAGCUCACCAUGGCAGUGUUUGUGAUUCGGAAGGAGGGGGAAGGGCUGCAGGAGCCACCUGAAGAUAUUGGCAUCGUCAUUGAGGGCGUGGAAGUGUUGCAUGAACUGACUUCGGUUGCCUCAGCUUGUGCCCUUCUUCUAGGAUUGAUUUACGCACUCAACCUAGCUUAUCCAAAACCCUUUCGCUUCACUUUUGAAGUGCUCCAAAAAAUCUUCAUGCAGCUUGAUCAGCACAAGAUGUCCCCAAAGUCCAUAAUCUGUAUAGCAAACUUCAAAGCUCGCAGUAACGACACACAAUGGUGUAUUCCGCCCCUGACCCUAAAAUGGCCUUGUGCCGUAAUGUGA